CCAAGCCCACCACGUUUUCUCGACGCCACCCGCGCACUCCUAUUAGGGUUCGGCAUCUCUCCCCGUCUAUAUAUACCUUCUGCCGCCGCCAUCCUGACCCUGUUCCCCACCCAUAUCGUGAACCCGCCGCCGACGCAGCAGCAGGAGACGCGCCAAGGAGAGCCCGCAAGGAGGCGACUAUGAGGGCCAAGUGGAAGAAGAAGCGCAUGAGGAGGCUGAAGAGGAAGCGCCGAAAGAUGAGGCAGAGAUCCAAGUAGGCUGAUGGGGAUUGUGGAUGGUGGUGUCGGCAUAGUUGUGUUACGUUUCUUCGAUGCGUGAGUUCAUGGAGAGAUGUCACAUCCUAGUUCGUCGUCACCGUUUGCCAUGGGUCCAAUGGCUCGUCUUGGAAACCUGCACUUCAGUAGGCCAUCUAUCGUGGUUUCUAGCUAUAUCCAGAGUUUUGUGCUAAGACAAAUCAGUCAGUCGUUUUGUGAACCUAUUAUGAUGGAGCUUUAUUUGCUGCUAAUAUCGACCUACCUGUUAAGUAAUUGCAACGUUCGUCUAUGCUGUGCUUGUUUGUGAUACCUGUUAAGUAAUUAUCAGAGAAACAACGGCCAGCACUCGAGCUGUGCUGAAGAGCACACUGAUUGGUGUGCUUCAGUGGAGUGGAGCUUGUCAUGCUGUCUGCUUCUGAAGAUGACCAACGUAGAAUAUGCAGCUCGGUGCCUUGCGUUGGACGAAGCCGACACCUAACAUCGUGUCUCAUUGUAGUAAUUCCAUUGGUUUUAUGACGUUCUCUGAUGCUAAUAGGUUGGGUUUCCCUUGGUACUUCGACGUUCUCUGGCACUCAAUAAGCCUUUUUUCUUGUUUGGUUUGUGAAACACAUUCUUUGGUUUGCGAAACGCAGUGCAUUGAUGUAUUUUGUUUGGUUUAUGAAAUAUAAUACAUCGAUGUAUCGUUAUUUUAUUUCUCAUAAGCUAAUGAUUAAUUAGUAUAGACUGGUGUAUCGUCAUUAUAUUUCUCAUAAGAUAAUUAUUAGUAUUGAUAUUAGGAAUAAAUUUAUCUUAUUAAAUUUAAGGAAUAAACUUACCUUAUCUAAAUUAGGGUGUGUUUGGUUUGACUUUUGGCUUUGAUUUUUACCUCCUAAAAGUCGAAAGCGAAACCAAAGGGUCAGAUUCAGAAAGCAGUUUUUUCUAAAAGCCGACUUUCUCGCAGUGCAAAACUGAAAGCAUCUUGGAUCUGCUUUUAGUGACUUUCGGAUAGAACUAUGAAAACAUAUAUUGAAGAACUUUUAAUGACUUUUAGUAGUUUCGACCAAACAAUUUUUAAUUUUUUAACAGCCCACAGCCCACAACAGCUUUUUUCAUAGCUCACAUCCCACAACAGCUUUUUCCACGGCCACAACCCAACCAAACAGACUUUUAGUAUUGUCAUUAUCAAACCACACCCUUCAGAGCAACUCUAAGACUCUAAUCUCUAUCUUCCAACUACUCUCUAAAGUAGAAACAAGAUAUAAAACUCUUGUAAAUUCGAAAGGUAUAGAGAGUGGUUCUAGGUAAGAUAUAAAAAACUGUUGGAAAUUGGAAAGAUGUAGAAAGUGGUUUUUAGAUAAAACUACUCUUAAAAUGAUAAUUUUAAGAAUGAAAUUUAGAGACACUCUAGGAGAUGUUUUUAAUUCUCGGUUUUUUUACAUUACAUAAAAAUCGCUUAACCUCGUCUAAUUGGACUAGCCAACCACAGGAAAUGCACAAUCUACGGUCCGUUUCAAAGCCCAACGCGAAGCUCUAUUUGGGCCUUCCGUUUACGCCCAACCGACAAUGCGAAGCCUUAUUUGGCCCAACCGAAGGCCCAACGCGGUCAGCUGAUGUCUCUUUGACUCUUUCCACCACACGACCACACUGCUCGUGCUCUCUCGAUGCGGUCACCAGUCGAAUGGACGGCGCGGAUAUCCCCUCCCACUCCGCCGCCGAUGGCGACCGGCCUCCGGAGAACGCGGACGACGGCGGCGUGGAGGACGAGCGUGCCGCCGCGCCCCCUCCGGAGCGGUGCGGGGCGUUGGCUUCCGCAAUCGCAGGGGUGCUGGCCGGCGCGCUGCGGGAGCACGAGGAGCGGGCGGCCGCCACCGCCCGGAGCCAGGACGAGGUCGCCGCUGCCAUCGACCGCCUCAACGGAGAGCUAGACAGGCUAUUAGAGAAUGCACCCACAAUGGUAAUAAUGCAUCAUUCAGCAAGGAUUUCCAGCAUCCGCAAGAGGAUUUCAGCAAUGAACAUGCUGCUCAAGUCCAUACAACGACGCAUAGAUAGCAUGGAUAGAAUUAUUUCUACUGACCAUUCAUCUCCUGUACAGAAAGCCGGUAAUGAAGUUGGAACAAGGUUCUAGCAGAAUUCUGGUGGUGUCCCAUCAAUUGCGCACCAUUUCUGUUUUGGUAGAGCUGCCAUCCAACAAUCACACGGUGCUGUGCAUAGAAGUGAGACGUCAUAAUGUCGAUUUUUUCCCCAGAGAUGUGUCAUCAAAAUAUUUCAAUCCUUUUUGUAGCAUAUUGGAGUGGGGAAAGUCUUUUGUACUGGAUGGUCAAUGUUGCAGACAACGAAUCGUGCUUUCAGCUUUGGCGUUUACCCUUGUAUUCAAACAUGAAAUUGUCUUCAGAAAUAUUAUCAUAUUGUCACUGUUGAGCGGUUUUGAUGUAUACUUGCUUGUUGAAGAUGGCAACAUCUGGAAUUCGUGUUGUUAUAUUUUAUCA
Molecule: messenger RNA, 2719 nt
Organism: Zea mays
Lineage: Eukaryota; Viridiplantae; Streptophyta; Magnoliopsida; Poales; Poaceae
Exons: 5
Coding region: 1645-2358 (237 amino acids)
Biological process (GO): regulation of synaptic vesicle exocytosis; synaptic vesicle exocytosis; lysosome localization
Cellular component (GO): synaptic vesicle; BLOC-1 complex; BORC complex
Molecular function (GO): SNARE binding
Source: RefSeq, a predicted model, not a curated record